GCGGCCACUUCCGCUUUCGCCGGCGGGGUGCCCCGGACGCAGUCAUGAGUCGCUUCAAGUUUAUCGAUAUUGGUAUCAACUUGACUGACCCUGUGUUCAGAGGAAUUUAUAGGGGGGUUCAAAAGCAUCAAGAUGACUUACAGGAUGUAAUAGGGAGAGCUGUCGAGAUUGGUGUUAAAAAGUUUAUGAUUACAGGUGGAAACCUACAAGACAGUAAAGAUGCACUGCAUUUGGCACAAACAAAUGAUCUGUUUUUCAGUACUGUUGGUUGUCAUCCUACAAGAUGUGGUGAAUUUGAAAAGAAUAACCCUGAUCUUUACUUAAAGGAGUUGCUAAAUCUUGCCGAAAGCAAUAAAGGGAAAGUUGUGGCAAUAGGAGAAUGUGGACUUGAUUUUGACCGACUACAGUUUUGUCCCAAAGAUACUCAACUCAAAUAUUUUGAAAAACAGUUUGAACUGUCAGAACAAACAAAAUUACCAAUGUUUCUUCACUGCCGAAACUCACAUGCUGAAUUUUUGGAUAUAAUGAAAAGAAAUAGAGAUCGAUGUGUAGGGGGAGUGGUGCAUUCAUUUGAUGGUACUAAGGAAGCAGCAGCUACUUUGAUUGACUUGGAUCUUUAUAUAGGAUUUAAUGGUUGCUCACUGAAAACUGAAGCUAAUUUGGAAGUUUUGAAGUCAAUUCCUAGUGAAAAAUUAAUGAUCGAGACAGAUGCACCGUGGUGUGGAGUCAAAAGUACACAUGCUGGAUCAAAAUACAUAAAAACUGUAUUUCCUACCAAAAAGAAGUGGGAAAGUGGGCAUUGCUUAAAAGACAGAAAUGAACCCUGCCAUAUAAUUCAAAUAUUGGAGAUAAUGUCAGCAGUGAGAGAUGAGGAUCCACUGGAACUGGCCAAUACACUAUAUAACAAUACUAUUAAAGUAUUUUUUCCUGGAAUAUAAUCGGCACAUGUCUUCCACUUUCCAUCAUGUAUGUAAAAUUUCACAGUAAAACUUACUGAUAGUUUCAAUAAAGAAAUUAUCUG
Messenger RNA from Saimiri boliviensis boliviensis (Bolivian squirrel monkey), 1021 nucleotides. It is a transcript of the gene TATDN1, whose product is annotated as TatD DNase domain containing 1. Gene Ontology annotation, molecular function: 3'-5'-DNA exonuclease activity. Gene Ontology annotation, cellular component: cytosol. NCBI's taxonomy places the organism in Eukaryota, Metazoa, Chordata, Mammalia, Primates, Cebidae. The record is from RefSeq and is a predicted model, not a curated record.